Molecule: messenger RNA, 3651 nt
Organism: Rosa rugosa (rugosa rose)
Lineage: Eukaryota; Viridiplantae; Streptophyta; Magnoliopsida; Rosales; Rosaceae
Product: putative disease resistance protein At1g50180
Exons: 4
Coding region: 193-3183 (996 amino acids)
Biological process (GO): defense response to other organism
Molecular function (GO): ADP binding
Source: RefSeq, a predicted model, not a curated record
GAAAAUGAAAAGUAGCACCCACAUGGUACGUUGGCUCCACCUUUCAGCCUUAUUUUCAGACUGCAUUAAUAGAGGUAACUACUAAGAAGCAUCUUUGCAUAUAGAAGAACAUUUGUUUUCCAUCCACUGCUAAGAAGAUUAAUUUCACCAAUUUGAGAGAGAGGAGAGAAGCAGAGAAAGAAGAUCAGAAAUAUGGCUGAAGGUGUUGUUACUGUUGUGGCUGAAGGGAUCAAGCCCCUGGGAGAUUUCAUCAUUCAGCAAGCGAAGUUCUUGAGUGGAGUCAGCUAUCAAGUUGAGCUUGCACAAGUUGAACUUCACUUGAUCCGGGGCUUUCUCAGAGAUGCAGAUGCAAGACAAGGAGACGAAGAAGUAGUACGCAUUUGGGUUAAACUGAUUAGAGAUGCUGCUUAUGACUUGGAGGAUAUCAUUGAAUCUUUUGCCUUGAAAGUAGCUUCCAGGAGGAGAGGAGGUACUGUCAAGAUUGCUCUCAAAAGGUUUGCCAGCAUCUUUAAUGAAGGAGUUAAUCGAUACAAGAUUGGGUCCGAAAUUGAGGAUAUUAUAACCAAACUUUCUCAUCUGAGGUCGAGUUUGCUGAGUUAUAAUAUCAGGCAAAUAAGUGGGGGUGAAGGUGUCGCUUCUUCUUUUAAGAGGCAAAGAGACCGGCGGCUAACUUACGCUCAUGAAGUUGAAAGUCAUACUGUUGGCUUAGAGGAAAACACAGAUAUAUUGGUUAAGGAGUUGGUGGGAGAAGGAAAGCGUCACCGUGUUGUUUCUAUUUGGGGGAUGGGCGGCUCCGGAAAAACCACUCUUGCAAAACAAGGUUUUCGUCAAAAUGAGGUGAAACGUCAUUUUGAUUGUUUCGCUUGGAUUUGUAUAUCUCAACAAUGUGAAGGCAGAGAUGUCUUCGAAGAAAUUUUAAUUAAACUCACUUCCCCAACAAUAGAGAAAAGGAAAGAAAUUUCCAAAAUGAAAAAGGAUGAAAUAGCAAUGGAGGUCUGUAGUAUCCAACGAGAAAAGAGAUGUCUGGUGGUCCUUGAUGACAUAUGGACUCAAGAGGCUUGGCAUUCGAUAAAAGCUGGAUUCCCAAUCAAUGAGGAAACAGAGAGCCGAAUAUUACUCACUACUCGCAAGAAAGAAGUAGCCUCACUUGCAUCCAAAAAUGAUAAUCUCCACCAACCUCGACCACUAGAUGACAACCAAAGCUGGGAACUGUUUGAAAAUAUAGCGGAAUGUGGAAGCGAUAAAACAGACUUGGAAAUUUAUGCAAAGAAGAGAGAAUUAGGAAAGAAGAUGCUUGUACAUUGUUCAGGUUUACCAUUAGCCAUCAGUGUGCUUGCUGGUCUUCUUAGUAGACGAGAGACGGUUGAUGAGUGGGAUACGGUACUUAGAAAUGUUGAUGUAUACAUAAUGAGAGGCACAAAUGUCCUUGAAAGAGAAAAGACAGGUCAGGGGUGUGGUGUUUCAGGUGUCUUGGCAUUGAGUUAUGAUGACUUACCAUCUCACUUAAAACUAUGCUUUUUGUAUUUAGCCCAAUUUCCUGAGGAUCAUGAGAUACGGGUAAAAAGACUUGCUCAAUUAUGGAUUGCAGAAGGGUUUAUAACUUCAACGUCAGAAAUGCAUGUUUCAGUGGAAAGUUUGGAAGAAAUGUCAUAUAGUUGCUUAGUUGAAUUGGUGGAGAGAUCUAUGGUUCAAGUUGUAGAAUAUGGUUUAAGUGGGAAGGUGAAAACUUGCCGUCUCCAUGAUUUUAUGAGAGACUUGUGCUUGCGAAAGGCAGAAGAGGAGAAUUUUUUCCGAAUUAUUAACUUUUCUGCGGGACUGGUAUCUAAGACAGCCCUAAUUGGCAAGGUUCGAAGACUUGCCCUCUAUUUGGACGAAGAUGUGAAAUAUGAUUUCAGUAUAGAUGGAAGAGAUGAGCACAUUAGGUCUCUAUUAUACUUUACCCCAAAAGGGUUUGACCAAAAGUGGAACAAAAAAGUAAUGCGAUCAGUAUUCAAUGACUUCAAAUUGCUUAGAGUUCUGAAGUUUGAAAAAAUAGAGAGAGAAUUUCAGUUACCGAAAACGAUUGGGAAUCUAGUCCACUUGAGGUUUCUGAGUCUGAAGCAUAGUGCAUAUAGUGGGUUGCCAUCAUCUGUAUCUAAUCUAGUACUUUUGCAAACUCUAGAUCUGCGGUAUAAUUAUUAUUUAUAUGAAGGAUCUUGUUUUGGUCGGGAGAGGGCAACCAGAAUCAGAAAUGUGUUUUGGAAUAUGGAGCAACUGAGGCACUUAUAUUUACCUUGGCGUCACUAUAUAAGUGAACAGAAACUCUCAUUUGCAAGGCUGUGCAAUUUGCAGACGUUGGGUGAUCUUCCAAUUGAGAAAUGUGAGUUAAAUGAUCUUGUUCAGUUAAGCAAUCUGAAGAAAAUAUCCAUAAUCGUAUCACAGCCUAGUCACUUGGAAAAGUUCAAGAACAUGUUGAUAUCGAGAAGUAUAACAUAUGAGCAUCUUCGAUCGCUAUCUUUGAAGCUAAACCGAGAUGAUAAUGAGGAUAUAGCAAGAGAUAUAGUGUUAAGGUGUCCUUAUUUAUACAAACUGCGACUGCUUGGGAAAAUGACGGAGUUUCCAAAAGAGCUCCUGGGCUAUCCAAAACUCACCAAGAUAACGCUGGUUAGUACAGAACUGAGAUGUGACCAGAUAGAUAUAGUGAAGAUGCUGCCCAAGUUAAGGGUGCUUUACCUGGGUAGUGAUGCUUUCAAAUCAAAAACAAUGGUUUUCUCCCCAGGAGGCUUUCCUCAUCUGGAAUUUCUUACACUAAGUGCUUUGUUUAUGUUGAACGAGUGGAGGGUGGAGAAAGAAGCCAUGCCUAGUCUUCAGAGAUUGCAUAUUGAAUGGUGCCUACAAUUAUGGGAAGUUCCAGAUGGGCUUCAACAUAUUACUACCCUCAAGGAAUUAACAAUCAACGUGAUGACCAGUAGAUUCUGCAGUAGGGUUAGGGAAGGAGGAGAGGAUUUCUACAAAAUUAAACAUGUACCUUCUAUUAUAAUCACAAAUAUUCAACCCGACUACAAGAAAGACAAGGAGCCAGAAAUGGAGGAAGCAGCAGGUGCGUGUCGAGUAGUUGCUAAUGACUCUGAGAAAUCAACUGUGGACGCUCCUCUGCCCCCUGAAGAAAAAACAGAGGAAAUACAAGCUGCAUCCACUCCUUAAUUAGUUAAAUCCACAAGUUCGACUUUAUAUAUGCUUGAUUACAACAGAUGUGAACAAGGCUAUACGCCGUUUGCAGUGCUAGAUGUCCCAGCUUUGUAUAUAUUUGUAUGUUGUAAUCAGUCCAACAACGUACUUUCAUCGCAGAUUGAUCACCCUUUCAGUUUCAGAAUUUCCAGAUUACUUCACCUAUAAGCUGAAAGCAAAAUAAAAAGUUGUAAUUUCAUUGUACCCUAACCAGUUCUUUAUAUUGUGGCCUGGUGUUCAAUAUCUGGUAUGCUGAAUAUUAUUGGGUAUAUAGUAACAAAACGAGGCGACAUUGGGCUAUGUUCUUUGGGCUUUAUCAGAUAGCCAAUCCGAAUGGCCGGCCUUUAAUUCUUCCCCACCCAAUUCCGCUUUCUCUUUCCUUUGUCUUUCUUCCCCGAUCGAGUCCCCCCACCGCUUCACACAGAGUAUUCAUGUCUCUCUUUU